GCCGCCCACUGAAACGCAGUCUCGACGUCUACUCCGCGCGGUCCGCCUGUUUCCCGCCAAAAUAUUUUUUUUAUGUCAAUAAAAUCCUGGCAUUUGCAUCGUAGUAAAAAUCCUUAGACAAUCGGGAAACUAAGUGCGGUCGUGAAUCGUGUGUGCUUUUUUAAUCGAAAGGAUUUUUGUCAUCAAGAAUCCAUCAAGCAGCAAUUCACAGAGGCCGCCUUACAUCAGGUGAAGGCGAAAGACCGCAGACGUUGUGACCUCCCGAACAUACGAGUCGGGGACGACAUGGCGUCUCCUGACACUCCGACCUCCAGCCCCGCCGACGACCACAAGCGCCUGGUCGACGACACCUUCCUCAACAAAAUGAAAGGUCUCGUCGAACGACUGCGGCUUGAAAACGCGACCUUGAAGAAGGCGCUCGACUCCGAGCGGAGUGAAGUUCGAGCGCUCAAAGCCCGCCACGACAGCGCUAUUCGAAAUUUAAAGACUGAGUUCAAGAAGAAAGAGGAUCUGCUAGAGAAACAGCUGAGGACGCCAAGAAUAGAGAAGCCAGAGGAACUAGGUAGUAACAAGCUGGUGGAACUCAAACGAUUGGCGACAGAGAUACAGUCUUUAAAAGCGGCUAACAAGGGUUUACAAGAAAAGCUCAAGGUCGCACAGGCGGCGGAGUGCGCCCGCGCCGCCGAGCUGCGAGCGCAGGUGGCCAAACACGCAGCGCUGGAAGAGGCAGCGCGGCGGGAUGCGCGGGCGCAGUGUCACAAACUGCUGGAGGAAAUAAAAUCGAAGGAGCGGGUGAUCAUACAGCUGAGGCGAGAUGUGGCCAGGGCGACCAAUGAUCAGGCACAGAGGAUGGAGCGAAAAACAGAACGAAAACGUGGUGAUCAGGGUAUCGAGAAAAGCAAUCGUGAAAACCUGAAGACUGACAUACAACACAGAAAAGAAACGUUCUACAGGGAGGCUCCGUCUGACGAGGACUCUGCGGUGUCGUCGGGCCCCGCCUCUCUCUCGCCGCAGCCGCUCAACGAUAUGUGGUCGUGCCAGUGCAACGCGGCGCGCGAGUGCACGCGGCUGGCCGACGCGCUGCGCGACGCCCGCGACCAGAUCGAGCUCAUGGAGUUCCGCCUGCUGGAGCUAGAGGACGCCACCCCCGAGAAGGGUGCUAGGGACAACCUAACAGACUCGGAUUCGGGAUGCGUUUCCCCCGGCUCUCGCAUCAAGGACUCCGCUUCGCCCGAACUCAAACGGAUGGACUCCGGGUACAAAUCCCCCCAUCCAGGCAGCCCCUGCAACCGACGGAAGCAUGACGACUUCAAGGAGGACUUCGCUAAAGCCCAGGUCCUCGCGGACAUCUUGGACAGCUCGGAGACCAGUGAUUCCCUGAAGAGCAAUCCAGUGAAGGAUCAUAUAGAGCAGAUGAUUCUGACGGCGGCGUCAGCGGAGGACAGGAGCUGCCUGGAGCAGGUCCUGAUGCUGCUGUACAACUACCAGGCGUUCAGCAGCUCCAUCAGCGAGGAUGAAUGCUAUCAGGCAAAACCACAAAGGAUAAGCGAUCUCAGGCUAAAAUCAGACGUAGAUAUACAAUCGCACAAACACAAGGCAAUCGCAACGGUAACACCGUACCAACAGAAAGGCUUUAAAUCUGAAUCAGUUGAAAGUCUCUGUGAGGAGCGAAAACCGAGCAAUAUUCUACAGGAGAGUGGUAUAUUCGAAGGUGACGAAACGGACUCUAAAUACACACAGACAGAACUAAACGACAGUUUCGAGUAUACCGGAGAAUUAAACACAGAAAUCCAACGACUGAAUAGUAUAAGAGAAAAAUUAGAGAAGCAAGGAGUUAGAAAUAGAACUCUGAAGGAGGACGGAGAUAGUUUAGAAUGUAAAUGUGUAAAAUUGGGUAAGAAACACAAACAGUAUUACGAGAGGAGGCUAAAGUUUUUGGAAGGGAAGAUAUCGAUCUACGAAGCGGCACAGGACGUGAAAGAAGCUAAGCUAGCGCAGAGGCUACAGAAGGAGUUCUUAUUAGAAAAUCGAAUACAAGAACUAGAAUCUCAAUUAGCUGACCUCCAGGAUAAGUACGAUAGGCUAGAAGAAGAUUGUUGUGAGCUUGAAGAAAUUGAAAACGACACUCGUCUACAUUGGCAACAACUGGAAAUGGAUUACGAGCUGUGUUCGGCGCAGUUAAGAGAUAUGACGGAGCAGAGGGAAUGUUCGAGGGCGCACGCAGAAAGACUCAUGGAAGACUUGUCGAAUAGGGAGUGUGUGAUGAAGGCAAAAGAGAAUGAACUGUUAUCUCGAGUAGAUCAGUUGGAGAAGGCGGUUCCAGCGCUUAUACUUUGGAACGUUCUGCGCACAGUUAAAGCCGAUGUGCCUUCGUCGUGUCAGUAUGCAAUCGUCAACCACACGGAUAAAUACUCUAAGCGACCACAAAAGUCCUGCGCUCUGAUACCCUAUACCUCUCCCAAAGAUGUCACACACGAUUUACAGCAACAGGUUACUAAGUUAUUAACAGAGAAAAGAGAAAUAGAAGAACACACGGAAGAAAUUAAGAAAAAGCUAGAGAAGAGGAUCAGGGAGCUAGAAGAAGAACUAGAUGUAGCGAAACGGCAGAUUACUGUAACCAUUGGAGGUGCAGAAGUGAAGAAAGAUAGAAUAGAAGAGCAGAUAGUUGAUUUGGAACAGCAGAUAAGAAAAGAAAAGGAGAAAGAAGAGCAACCAGCCGACCCUGAAACUCUCGGUAAGAUCGAAACACUGUUGGCCAGUGAACAAGAGCUAAGAGGAAGAAUCUCAGAGCUGGAGAGACGAGAGGCGGCAUAUUUGGAGAUGCUGACUCAGGCCGACGACAUGUGGGCAGAGAUGGAAGGAGGCUACAAGAAGAGAAUAGAGGAAGCGCAAAAUACUGAGACUCAGUUGAAGACCAAGGUGAAGACCCUAGAAUCGGAGAGGGACCAAUGGAAGAAAUGCCUAGAACCUCUGAAGAAGAAGCUACGUGAGGUGGAAGAAUCGGAGUCAGGGAUGAGGAUAGCACUGGAGAAAGCGGAGAGAGACGCGACUACCCUGAAAAAGCAGAACGCUAACCUGACGGUUAUGUUCGGGAAGGCCGAUGCUGAUGCCAGGAAAUCGGAAGCGGCUUUCAAGACGCUGGAGAGUAAAUUUAAAAAGGAGAUAGAACAACUGAGGAAGAUGAACAAACAGCUGGAUCAAGAUCUGAAGUCGCACCGUGAGAUUUCGAGAAAGAGCGAAGUGAGUUUCGUGGCGGACCUAGAUUGUAUCAGGAAAGAACUAACAAGAGCGUGUAAGAACAAUCAGGAGUUGGAGGUCACUAACAGUGAAUUGAAGGAGGAGGUUGAAUCUCUGGAAAAGCAGCUUGCGAUAACACAGAAAGCGCUGAACCAAUGCAAGAGGAAAUGUGACGAUAUGGUGAAGACUAUGAGUCACGAGCUGUCAAUAAAGACAGAGGAAUUGGAGGAACUAAGAAGCGAAACCAUGAGGCAGUCCUUCCAUUCGAGAGUGGAUCUCAAACCAGAGAGAACGGAAUACGUAGACGAGGGUUACUCCAUAUACACAGCGGUACCAAAGAAGACUGAUUACAGCAGGAUGCAUCACAGCAUGAGUUACAUCACGGAAUCCCGUUGUUCCUGUCCAGCCAUGAGGAACCAGCUAGUCAGCCAGCUGAUUGAAGAUCUAUUCGAUAGGAUCCAUAACACCGUCGAUGAGGAUCUAACUGCGCUGUGCAAGGACAUCUCCCUAGUGAAAGGUCAUGUUACUGAAGAGGCUAAAGCGAAAAUAACGAAUUAUCUGCUAAUGGCGAUAUCGAAGGAGCUCGUUAGAUCCAUAGGUGACGCUGAUGCUAAGACUGACAGUGAGGAGUGGCGCGUAUCAGCGGCGUGCGCUGCCGCGCGCUGCGGUGCGAGCCCGGGCAACGCGGGUGUAGUGCGCGGGGCGGCGCGGCUGGCGAGUGUAAGCGCAGCAUGCGCUGCCGCGCGCCUCGCUGCCGCCGCACCUGCUCUGCAGCCACACGUGAAGCUGUGUCAGGAAGAAGUUCUUGAGCACGGCGACGUUAAGAUAAUGGAGGAGCAGUUAGCUAAUGCGAUUGAGAGUAUUGUUAAUUGUCCAUCUUGUGCGUUGGGCACAAAUGCGAUAGUAUGGAGCACAGACGUGUAGCGUCUGCAGAGUGCAGCAAUAGUAGUAUAUCGUACCUCCACCGACCUCUAGCUGGUGCCUUCGUAGUAGUAGAAUGUAUAUUGUAUCAUACAGUAGGGUAACAUAAGCGAAAUAUCGAACAAAUGUACCUUCUAAUCGACUAAGCGAACUUUAAUUUCUAAUUUAUAUUUUCCGUGCCAAUCGUGUUUGUAUAUAAUAUUUUGUCGAACGAUUUUAUUUUUGACUAAUUCUCGUGUCACAAAUCUAGAUCUUUAUGUUUUACGAUCAUGUAAUUGAUUAAAAUGAAUAUUUAAUUA
Molecule: messenger RNA, 4457 nt
Organism: Aricia agestis (brown argus)
Lineage: Eukaryota; Metazoa; Arthropoda; Insecta; Lepidoptera; Lycaenidae
Gene: Pif1A
Product: myosin-8-like
Exons: 24
Coding region: 286-4161 (1291 amino acids)
Source: RefSeq, a predicted model, not a curated record